Molecule: messenger RNA, 2298 nt
Organism: Nylanderia fulva
Lineage: Eukaryota; Metazoa; Arthropoda; Insecta; Hymenoptera; Formicidae
Product: tRNA (carboxymethyluridine(34)-5-O)-methyltransferase alkbh8
Biological process (GO): tRNA methylation; tRNA wobble uridine modification
Cellular component (GO): cytoplasm; nucleus
Molecular function (GO): S-adenosylmethionine-dependent methyltransferase activity; tRNA (5-carboxymethyluridine(34)-5-O)-methyltransferase activity; tRNA binding
Source: RefSeq, a predicted model, not a curated record
UUUCUUCCAUCUGUGUUAGUUGUAUGGUUUAUGGCAUAAUUUGCAGGCUAGGUUUCUCUGUUUUGGAGACAUGAGAUUUACAGGUUUUCUGUAAAUGAAUGAAGCGAGAAAUGUCAAAUAUUAUAUGCAUAUUAUUAAUCUUUGUAAUUAAGAUGCAUCCAUAAAGGAUUGACAACAUUUUUAUUUAUCUUCUUUUCCUUAUUGAUUAUUUUAUAAAAAAUAUUUACUUUUCUUUUGCAAUAUUUGUAAUGAAAGAAGAUAAGAGACAAGAUUAUAUAUAUUUUUUUCUUAAAACGUUUAAGUAUCGGGAAUUAUGUCUUCGAGUGACGAAACAAGUGUUGUAAUUGAAAAUCAUAAAGAUAGGAACGAUAAAAAGAGUUUACGCAAACAGAAACGUGCUCAUCACAGACUAGUUAGAGAUAUGAACAUUAAAUGCUCUGAUCGACCCACUCAGCACUUGAUGAUAUGUAACGGUGGUUUAGUUACCGGUAUUAAAAGGGAAACAUUGCAAUGCGUAUUAGAUGCACUGAUCUCCAAGUAUGUUUUGUUAAUGCCAACAGGCAAGUCAUACUGUUUCAUAACAUGCAAUUCAAAAGAGGAUGCGAUAUGUGUAUAUAAUUAUGUUCAUGGACGUAUUAAGCUUCCUGGUCAAAAUGGACCAUUAUAUGUAUGCUAUACUGAAACAGCUCCUAGCAUAGACAAUGUUACGCUCAAUUCUACAUUUCCACCUGGUCUUACUUUAAUAGAGAAUUUUAUAACAAAGGAGCAAGAAGAAACUUUGUUAAGGACACUCAAUUGGGAAAACGAAUGUGAAUCUGUCUCAUCACAGUUGAAACAUAGACAAGUAAAACAUUUUGGAUAUGAGUUUGAAUAUGGCACAAAUAUGGUGAAUCCUGAAAAUCCAAUCGCGCCGAUUCCACAGGAUUACAAGUUCCUGCAAACUCUAUUCAACAAGCAUAAUCAUAAAUAUAUAUAUGAUCAGCUGACCAUCAACAAAUAUCUACCUGGACAAGGUAUACCACCACACAUUGAUACACACAGUGUCUUCGAAGAUACGAUACUAUCCUUGUCACUAGGUUCUGCAUGUAUCAUGAACUUCAAAAAGGAAGAUCAUAAUCUCAAUGUAUACCUGCCAACUAGAUCUUUGUUGAUCAUGACAGAGGAGGCAAGAUAUGCAUGGACACAUGGCAUCUGUCCCCGUCAUAGUGAUGUAAUUGAGACAAAGAAUGGACCCACAACACGGGAACGCGGCAUCAGAGUGUCCUUCACCUUCAGGAAGGUGCGACGAGGUGGCUGUUGUUGUAAUUUCAAAUACUGUGAUACAAGAUCCGAUACUUCUAAUUUCGUUGAUGCCAAGACAGCAUCAGGACUGGAAGAUUCGUAUGUACAUAAGGUUUAUGAGAAAAUAUCUAAUCACUUUAGUGAGACGCGACACAAACAAUGGCCUAAUGUAACAAAGUUCCUUGAAAGUUUAGAAGAAGGCACAUUGCUGUUGGAUGUAGGCUGUGGUAAUGGCAAAUAUCUUUAUGGAGAUCGAAAUAUAUAUAAGGUGGGAUGUGAUCGUAGUUCCGGACUGACGGAUAUAUGUUGUAAGCGAGGCUUCGAAGUUCUCCAAUGUGAUUGUCUGUAUUUGCCAUACAGAGAUAAUUCUGUGGAUGCAGCCAUCAGUAUUGCGGUGAUUCAUCAUCUUUCCACUCCGGAACGGAGACGACGCGCCAUUUCCGAAAUGGUUAGAGUGUUAAGACCAACAGGAAAAUGCUUGAUUUAUGUGUGGGCGAAAGAGCAGCGCAAGGAUUCUACGGAUUCAUGCUAUUUGAAGUACGGAAAAAAGAACAAAGACGAGACCGAAAAGCUUGAUCAGAGUGAAAUCAAUCACGAGAACAUUUCCCAAUAUUGCUUAACAUUGCCGGUUCAUGAAAACAGAACAAACUUUGCUCACAGCGACAUGUUAGUUCCUUGGAAAAAAAAGGACGGCGAACGUUUCUUGAGGUAUUAUCAUGUAUUUCAAGAAAAUGAACUCGCAAAACUAUGCAUGGAAGUAUUUGCAGUCAUGAUUAAGGAAGUCUACUACGAUCAAGGUAAUUGGUGUGUCAUUUUAGAAAAAUGUAUGAAAGUAGCAUAAAAUAAAAAAAACUAGAUUUAUAACAAAUAAUUAAUCAUCUUAAAAGAUUUAUUUCACACACAUCUUUUUUUUACAUUGCUGCAUCGAUUUAAUCGCUGUCAUCCACUGAAAUAAAUAAAAAAGUAUGUUUUAAAAUUAUUUAAAUAUCUAUAGAAUUUAGUUUUCCUAUCAUAUGA